UCUUCGAUGAUCGACGCGCCUCUGUUUCGGCUUUUUGUGUGUGUUGUUCCCGCGAAAGGGAAGUGAACGAAAGAUCAUUGGUGUGAUCAGCGAUGAAAUCUAGAAAGCGGCCCAGGGAGAACACUCCCGUUGUGGACGCCCAGACGGAAGCAGCUGAUCGAGAACAGUUCUUGAAGGCAUUUGAAAAGCCAACACAGAUUUAUCGGUACCUAAGAACCAGACAUCAAAUUUCUCCUAUUAUUCUACAUAGAACAUUGACUUACAUGAAAGAAAGAAGAUCUGUUAGCAACACUAAGAGAAAAAGUUUUGAUGUAAACUCCAUGCUGAAGACAAUCACUGAUGACAAGCAGAAAACUUCCACUAAAACAGAGAAAACAAAGUCUUUAAAUUUAAGAAUUGCAGGAUACUUUUGUGAAGAUGAGUGUAAUGACAUGGUCGAUGUAGAAGUAUCCCUCCUACAAGUGUGUGAGAAGAGGCGUGGAGGAUCAGUAAACUCGGUAACAAAGACCUCCUUAAAGACCCUGCGGGUUCCUGUAAAUCCUAGCAGGGAGGAGAGCCCAGAUCCAUUCACCAUCUCCCACGAAUGCUUCAACAACAGUCACAUCUUACCAGUCAAACCUCUCAUUCUGUGUCUUAGUGUUAACACCUCACCAAAGAAUGGUAUGGUCAACGGGCAGUGCAAUGGAAACAUAGACUCAACUGAUGAAGAACUUCCAAAUAAAAAGAGAAGAAAUGGUCAGUUUGCUCCAGACAGUAUUGAAAAGCCUGUUUUUAGCACAGAGGUUGUAAUACUGGAUAGGAACAAGAAAUGUCACCUAGUCAAUGGGGACUAUGAGUUUGUUUUACAUGAGCAGGGGGCAGACUUCAAGAAUGCAUCCUGGGAAACAGUCAUGAAUGGCAAGCAUGUUCAGGCUUUUGAGGUGUUUAACUUUCAUCCCACACUCAAGUGCUCUAUAGACUGGACCAUUAAUGGUAAACCAGACAGCUCAAUCAACUCAGGGGCCACAGAUACUCAUACACAGUACAUAAUGGACAACAGACUCGCACAAGUUCCCCUCAACUCAGGGACCAUCUCAAAAGAGGAGGAACAAAGUACUCCAAAGAAAAGGCAGCGUGUAUUUUACCAGUUUCUCUACAACAACAGUACUCGCCACCAGAACGAGGCUCGUGAGGAUCUCCGUUGUCCUUGGUGUGCACUCAACUGCAUCCAUUUAUAUGGACUCCUCAAGCAUCUCAGACUCUGUCACGCCCGAUUUAAUUUUAUUUCCAUGCCACAUCAUAAGGGUGUGAGAAUCGAUGUCACCAUUAAUGAGCGCUAUGAUGGAUCAUAUGCAGGGAAUCCCCAAAAUCUUUACAGCAAUGUUGAUAUAGGAUAUGCAUUUAGACGCAAUGGACCUGUACGGAGAACCCCAGUCACACAAGUGCUUGUGUAUAGACCAAAAAGACCUGCACAGUCAUUGACCGAGUUUAUGGAACCUGAAAAUGACAUACAGAUCAACAGACAAUUCAUGCAGGGUCACAACAGGCUGUAUUAUCACACCAUGACAUCAGAAGUCAUCAGACCACAGGAAAUAGAUGUGGACAGUGAGGAAGAAACAGACCCAAUCUGGCUCAGACAGAAAACUGUUAAUAUGAUUGACGAGUUUACUGACGUUAAUGAGGGUGAGAAAGAGUUGAUGAAGUUGUGGAAUCUUCAUGUCAUGAAAUACAACUUCAUUUCGGACUGUCAGAUCCCAGAGGCCUGUUACUCAUUUGUACGGGAACAUGGAGUGGAAUUGAUAAAGAAAAAUCUCAACAAGAACUUUCUUGUCCACAUGGUCAACAUGUUUGACUUCAGUUUGAUUCGGCCAGAUGUUGUUCACAAGACAAUGAGACUACUGGAUGAAGUAGAGGAUUACAUCCAUAGAUCCUGAGAAUGAGACAAAGAUGAACGUGUAUAUAUAACAGUUUAGAUCUGUAUUUAUUAACUAGAUCUGUAUUUAUGUUGAAAUCCAUCUUAUUAAUGGAUUUUUAAGGUUAAUUUUUAAAAUAUGGUGACAUAGAUGAAAAAGAAUAUUUCCGUCCACCUCAGAUUACAUCUAAAAGUCAUCUAUUAUAAGGGCAUCCGUGGUGAUCAGUGAUUCCAGUGAUAAUUACUGGUAAAUUUAGUAGCAUUACACUAAUAUGUUUUAAAUGAACCAAGGAAAUGUGUGACAAAAAAAAAAAAAAAUAGUAAAAAAUCCAGAAUCAAAUAUGUAAAUUAGUAUUUAUUUAAAGAUUUAUACCAUCCCUCAUAUCAAAUUAAAGUGGAACUUAAUGAAAUAUAUCUUGUGAACAUUCCAUGCUCCUUAUACAUGUAUGUAUUUCCAGUGUGUACACUUACGGACCUUUAUAUGUAUGCAACUUAAUUUAUUAUUAGAGCAAAUGGAAGAAAGAUUUUUCAUAAAUAAUAUCAGAUGAGUAAUAGUAAAACUUAUGUUAAAUAUUACUAUCAUGUUUUGAUUUAUCAAGUGUUUCUAAUUGUUUUAAAUUGCAAUUACAGUUUUUAAAAUUGAUAUGUCAAGUCCAUAUUAAAGAAGGCAUAAUCAAGUCAAUGAUAUUUCCGGAACUUCCUAUAAUGGUAUACAAUAUAUCAGAAAUUAUUAAUAAGUGUUGCGUAUUUGUUGAUUAAUCGUAUGCACAUAAAAAAAUUUGUGCUGUGUUUCUAUCUUUGUACAUGUGUAUACCAGUGGAUGUUUUGUAAAGGUUAUGUUGUGAAAUGAUUAACUUAAUUUACCAUCGACUCAGGGUCACUUUCAUCUUCCCUAUGCAUCAAAUCAGGGAAAAUAAUCAGGGAUUGCAAAUAAGAAGAUCAAUUCUAAGCUCAUUUACUCCAAAUGUACCACCUUCAAAAGAAAUUAUGGGCAUUGAAUAAAUAAUGACUUAUAUUAAGUAUUUUUAUUUCAAAAUUUCAAAAAUGUUGGUAUAAGUGUGCAUUUCAUACAUUAUACAUUCAACUUCUGAGAUUGAAGAACUACAUGUAUAAUACAGUAUCAGUUAAAUAUUACAUGUGUAAUGAAGAUAAAAUAAAGUUGUUUUCUUAAAUAUGGCAUUUUCCAAUAAGUUGUUUAUGAAAGAUAUGUAAUUUAUUACUGCAAAUCAUUUAAAUUAAAUUGCCUUAAAGGGUUUGGACCAGACAGGAACUAAAAUGUAAUACAUGUACAUGUAUGUUGGGCAGUCAGUUGUAAUUUUGUAAUUUACUAAUUGCAAAUACAUGUUAUCAUCAUCUUGGUGAGCUCUCAUUUUCCAUUAAGUUCUGGAUGGAAAUGAACUAGAUUUCUAAAAUAUAUAUUUAUACAGUAUAUAUAGAAAGAGCAUGUGAAAUUCACAGCUUAGUUUACAUAGUACAGUAUCUUUUUGUACUUAUUUAACUACACGGUACAUUCCAAACUAUUUUCAGUUGGAAAAAUGACUUAAUUUAACCAGCCUACAUUAAAGAGGAUAUCUUGAUCUUUGGGCAAUUGUAUAGUCAUUAUGGAUACAAAUAUUUCAGAAGUUCAAUUGCUUUUCAAAUAUUAAGGUACAUGUAUCCCAGUUAAAAUGUUAACAACCAAAAAAGGGGUCAGAAAUUAAAAUGUGGUGGAGUUUUAUAUUUUAGCUACAUGUACUUCUACUCGUAAAUGCAUGAUGAAAUGAAAUAGUAUAUGUUCCAUCUAGCAGUGUAACACUAAUAAGACGUAUUGCAAAAUUGAGAAACAAGUGAAGUUGAACUUCAUGUGUAUAGUGUAUCUGAUGUAAUUUCAUUUCAAGAAAAUACGGCUUUUGCUCUUGGCAGUUGAACAUGUUAAUUUUAAGGUAUUGAAUAGUAAAUGACAAUUUUGGGUGGAAAUACAAUUCUGGCUAAUAUAGUGCCUUCUUGAUUAGUUACCUGUUUUGAAAGAAAGGGACAAAGGGGCGGGAGGGGGGAGGCUUCCUGAUACUGUGAAGGAUUUUAAGAUUCAAACAGUGUUGUAUGCACAUUUUUUAUGAAGUACAAUAUCAUAUAACUAAUGUUGUGACGAUAGACUACGUUAAUGUUACGAGUUCCCUGUGAUGUUGAAAACUGUUACUGUGUAGAGGCAUGUGACCAUUGUUGUAUCGACUAAAAAUUAAACAUGAUAAAAUCAGAUUUAGUAUCUAUCAUGUCUGUUUAUCAAUUAUUAUAACCUCCCUCAUGAUUUUUUUUAACACUUUGAAAUUUUAUGCUUAUGAUACAAUUGUUAUACGCAUUGCAUGAUGUCAGGCAUAAAGUGUGUAUGUCUCUGAAAUACGAAAAAAAUCUAUUUUUUCUGUGAAUCCUGUUAUAUGUAUAGUAUGAAUUUGUGCAGCAAGCAUGUAUUUUUGUGAAAAUAAAUUAAUUGUCAUCUGAA
This is a messenger RNA of Saccostrea echinata, 4367 nucleotides long. RefSeq names its product polycomb protein suz12-like. The coding region runs from base 93 to 1913 and encodes 606 amino acids. NCBI's taxonomy places the organism in Eukaryota, Metazoa, Mollusca, Bivalvia, Ostreida, Ostreidae. The transcript has 13 exons. Gene Ontology annotation, cellular component: nucleus; ESC/E(Z) complex. The record is from RefSeq and is a predicted model, not a curated record. Gene Ontology annotation, molecular function: chromatin DNA binding.